Messenger RNA from Planococcus citri (citrus mealybug), 4721 nucleotides. Its product is annotated as Krueppel-like factor luna. Lineage: Eukaryota; Metazoa; Arthropoda; Insecta; Hemiptera; Pseudococcidae. Gene Ontology annotation, biological process: regulation of transcription by RNA polymerase II. The transcript has 3 exons. Bases 577 to 1716 code for a protein of 379 amino acids. The record is from RefSeq and is a predicted model, not a curated record. Gene Ontology annotation, molecular function: DNA-binding transcription factor activity, RNA polymerase II-specific; RNA polymerase II cis-regulatory region sequence-specific DNA binding.
GAGGAUGUGAGUCUACGUUCGACUUGAACCUGACACCACUCGCUACAGUAUCAGCUCUAGUCAUAGAUGGUGGUAAUGUGUUGACGGGUAGAAAUUGUUUUCAUUUUAGUUUAUUUUUUUUCGUUUUUACAUGCCUUAUUUAUUAUCAGCUUCGACAGCGGCUAAAAUCGCGUCAAUAUCAACGUGUUCGCAAGGCGAGAAUUCGGCCAAAUUCGCGAUUCUCCAUUUCGCGCGCGUUUUUUGCCCGUAUAGUUUUUGGUAAAAUUUUCAAACGUGUUCGGCCGCAGCUCGCCGAAAUUACAAAUCCUAUCGGUGUCCGGCACACAGCGGAUCUUUUGACCACAAUUAAGAUGGUUUGGUUGUAAUACAACUGGUUAAUUUACAUGUUACGUGUUCGUAUCGUGAGGUGGUGUUGUUGAUAGUGUAUUACGCGGGUUUUUCGUAUCAUUGGUUCCGUUUAUUAGUUUAAAUUAAUUUUUAUUGUUUUUUUUUUGUUCGUUGAGCUUGGUUUUUAUUUUCCUUUCUUGUUUUUCGGUUUAAUUUUUCGUACAAUUCAUCUGUUUUUGCACCUUCAACAUGGAUAUACUACCGAGUGGAAAUAUUUUUCUCGAGUUACAGGAUAUCCACGACACCGGCUAUUUCUCAGCACAGUCUUCUCUGGAGGAUCAUUGGCAACAGACAUGCUACGAAAUGGAACGAUACCUUAAAGAAGAGCCAAAGCUGCAAUCGUGUAAGAAGUUAUCGAGCGAUUUAGAUACACCUUGGAAUUUAUUCACCGCACCAGUACCAUGGACAAAAGUCGAAGUGGUCGAUUCGUUGAUCGACGAUUUAAAUUUAAAUAAUAGUGAUAUCGAAGCGUUUAGCUGUACGAGUACGAACUGCAGUUGGGAAUCGCCGCUCAGUUGUUCGGUUCGCGUGAAAAAAGAACCAGUCGACGAUUACUCAGAUCCUUUGCAUUGUUCGACGACUCGUCUGAAAAAAGAAACCCUCGAAGAUUUCGACGACCCUUUACGAUGUUCGGUGAAAAUGAAAAAAUCGCACAAUGAUUACGAUACGCUGAGUUGCGUGAUGCGCGUGAAAAAAGAACCCAUAGACGAAUACGAAUUCGACGAUGUGAAUUACGAAGAUCAAAAUCGUUUUAAAUUUAAUUUUAUCGGUAGAGGAUCGUUAGCCAAUGAAUCAAUACUGCCCACACUCACACCACCGUCCAGUCCCGAAUCAGGUUUAAAUAAUAGUAGCAGUAAUAGCAGUACGGAGAACUACCGUACUACGCAUUUAAAAACUAAAAACACUGUGAAUACUGGUCGUGUUUCUUCCAAAAAUUAUUUUACUCAGUCGAACAAGCAAGACGCAUCGUUUUCAGUUACCGCCAAUCAAUCCAAAAAUAGCUGUAGUGCCAAUCAUACCACCGUCAGUAAUAAUAGUAUUAAAGACUUCAGUUCUGAUGCCAAAAGAAAAACGCACAAAUGUUUAUUUACUGGAUGUAAAAAAGUGUAUACGAAGAGUUCGCACCUGAAAGCUCACCAAAGAACGCAUACAGGUGAAAAACCAUACAAAUGUCAGUGGGAAGGAUGUACCUGGAGUUUCGCAAGAUCCGACGAACUAACACGUCACUACAGAAAACACACCGGAGCUAAGCCUUUCAAAUGCCAACAAUGUGAACGAGGUUUUUCGCGAUCCGAUCACUUAGCUUUGCAUAUGAAACGUCAUAACUAACCUUUAUAGUUCGAUUUUAGUUAUAAUUUAUUUAUUUUUGUUUUUCUUUUCGUUUUUUCCCCGUUUCUUCAAUAUUGUGGUAAGUUUUGAUUAUGGAAUUUUGUACCUACACGUACGAAUGUUUCCCCGGUUUUUUGAAAAUAUAGAUUGUUGGUUGUGUUAUGCUUUUUUCCCAAAUGAAAUGUUGUAGCGUAAGUUUUGCUUAUAUGUAUUUGUUAAAAUGUAAGUCUUUAUUGUACUUAUAUACGUAUGUACCUAAAACUGUGCUUGGCCGUUUGUUGAAUGACCUUCAAAAGGAGACUCGACUCGUAUUCAAAAUACGCGUUGACAAAAUUGCAAAGUUUAUAUUUUGUUUUCAUUAUUAAUACGUAUGCUUAUAUUAUGAAUUGUUUGAGACAAGAAUAAUAAUAUGGAGUUUUUCCUAAUUCAAUUCCAAUUUCCAGUUAUAAUUCUUCCCUUUCUUCGCCCCCUUCCUUUUCAAAAAAAAAGGCUGUAUUCCAUACUUAAUUAUGUAAAGAUUUUACAAAACAUAUUACCUACAUACUUAUGUUUGAUGAAUCAACCUUAAAGAAAUUAAUUUUAUUAUGAAAUUCAAAUACUUAUUGGAUUUGUUUUUGAUUAAAAUUCGACUUACGAGAAUACAGUCUGUUUUUAUUGAUUAUAGCAUACUUAAUUUCAGUAUUGACCUCGUGUUUUUUCCAACUUAUCUACCAUGUACAUUCCUAGCAUUAACAUUGCGAUUCGUGAAUAUGUUAUUCGAUGUUACAUUCAUCUUCGAGCUUUUUUGGAGUGUAAUUUUUUUUUUACUUUUUUCAAUUGUAUAAUUUUUGUUUCGUUUCAAAUAUUCCCAUAGGGUUUCAUACGUAUUUUUUUCUCUCCUCUUUGUCUGUUUGUAUUUGUAUCUACCGUGUAUCCUUUCAAUUUGAUUAAUAUUAUCAGCGUGGAUGGAAUAUUUUUUUCGCAAUUAACUCACGUUUUGUUGACAGCCUCGAUGGCUAACUGAUGUCUAUGUAGUACUUGUGCUAAUUAAAUCGUCGGUAAACAUACGUAUAAUUAAGUACCUACCUAUAAUACUCGUAUACAUGUUACAGGAGGAAAAUUAUCUACGUCAUCGACUGACAUUAAAUUAUUUUUUAUUUCGGAAAAAGAGCAAUUUUCACGCUGAUUAAUAUUAUUUUAAAUUGAACGGAUAUUAUUAUUACUUACAUAAGUUAUAAUAUUAUUUAUUUCACGUUGCUAUAUGUGAUUUAUUGGUGAUAUAAUAUUUAUUCAAAUGAUAGCAAUAGACGAUGAUAAUUUUUCAGGUGAUUUCAAAUGUUUUGAUUUAUUGAGUAAGUAUCUGUAAUGAUGACUUUAGGUACCUACGAUCGAUUUAGUAAUGCAUUAUGUCGCUAGUUUAAAUUUAAAAAAAAAAAACGUAAAAACAAUCAUAAGAUGAUCUUUUAUUUUAGAUCAUCGAAUGAUUAUAUUCAAUGUAGAUAUUUUUUUUUUAGUCGAACGGCACAAAUUAUGCUAUCCGAUAUACCAUGGUAUUUUCAUAUUUUUAUUGUUCUGCGGUUACCACGAAAAUAAUUUAGGAAAAAAAUAAAGAAUUUACCAACGGUGUGUCGAAUAAUAAAUUAUAUAAAAUAAAAUGUCUUCUAUUGUACAUCUUUACAAAAUGUUUAAAAUUUUCUAUACUCAAUGUUAUACGACUUGAUCUCGUAUUAUAUUCGUCAAAUAUGAUGUUACCAUAAUUUAUUUUAUACUUCCCCUGUACAUUUUAAAUUAAAAAUAGGUUUUCUUUGCCGAAGAAUUCAUCGGAAAGGUAUUUAUAAAAUUCUUCCGAACUCUUGGAAGAAAAUUCGUUUGAAAAAUUCUGGUUGUUGUGCAACUGGGUUGAAUUUUGGCUCGAAACAUACGGUAGUAUUUUACGAACGGAUUAAGAAUUUAGAAAUCCGGUGUUUCUGGCAAAAGGAAAAUUUCUCUAGUAAUUAUCAACACUGUGACCUUUCACCUGAAAAGUUUUACAUCGUCGAAAAACUAAAGAAGAGAAAUUUAAUGGUUUUCGACAGUUGCUUCGAAGGGAACGAUAAUGAAGAAUGUUGUGGGGAGGUUUUUUUUCAUUUUUUUUUUGUGUUUUUCAAACGAGGAAUUAAUCUUUUGGUUUCUGUAUCGCUAUAAAGAUGAAUAAACGUGUUAUGAAGUAUCGUUUCUAACAUUCCUUUUGAGAAAACGUUUUGUAAAACCGCAGUCCUAUAUGUUAUUUUAUAAGUAUAUGUAAUUUUUAUUGGUGCCUACGUAUCGUGGUAAAAAAUUUUUAAUAACGCGUAUUUCUUAACGGUAACGUGAAAUUAGCGUGAUGGCGCAUCACUGCCAUUUUUUUCAACGGGGCCAUUUUUUUAAUUACCAUUCCUUUUACCCCGAUACUUUUUUUUCUAAGUAAAUGUGGCACUGUUGAAAAUACCUGUUUAAAGAAUCGUUUUAUUUUUUUGUUUGUUUUUAGUAAAAAUUUUAUACAAUUUUGAAGUAUGCGUCGUUUCGUUACGUACGUAUACCUGAAAUACGGUACGUCAAAAUGUAAAAAAAAAAUUGCGAAAUAAAAAAAAUGAAUUACAAAAAAUAAAAAAUAUUUUCAAAUUAUUGUUACGGGCUUUUAGUUUUGUUCUGAAAUUUUUAUGUAUAGUGAAAUUGAAACUGUUGUUGAGAAAAUAGUCUUCCUUUUAAUUCGCGCCCAAAACGCUCAUAUCAUUGGAAAUUUUCUCGUAUUAUGUUGAUUCGCACACGUUUAUUUGUAUAAUUUUCAACGGCAGUUGUAUAGUGAAUUGUUUUUCCCUAGGUACGAUUGCUUCCCUUAUAUAGGUACUAUUUUGUAUUUAAGUCGUAUACCAAAAUCGUAAUAUUUCGCGUUCGCUGUAAAAUAAGCAAUAGGAUUUUAGCUAGGUUAGUAAAAAAAAAAAAAAUCAUUUUUGACAGAUUACAUCUUGAAAUUGCCAUUGGUUCAGUGAUGAGAUCUGUUUUCAAAA